GACCCGGACCCAUCAUUAUAUCAAAGAAGUCCAAAUGCAGAACUAGUUGCCGAUCGGUUGAUAAUAUGCAAGCCACCAUGGCUGCAAAUUCUGCUUAUUGCACACAGAUCUGGAGCAGACAAAAGUUAGAUAAUGUCUUGAUUCAGAUUUGGGAGGCAAGCCGCGAAAAACAUCAAGAGGGACGAGAAUACUGGGAGCUCAAGGCAAAGAACGAACCAUUUUAUGUUCUUUCUAGUGAUGACGAGGGAUUUUCAUCGUACAGGAUUCACUCUCUAGCUUCUACGGUUACCAUAAAAGAAGACGGAGAAGAUGACGACGAAGAAACAAGUGUUAUUGCCCACGUAUUUAUGAGUAAUAGGCCUGAAAUGAGUCCUAAAAUUGAAUUUUACUCUGUGAAUGAGUAUUCGCAUAAGGAUUUUGCGUUGACUUGUGGGAUUCGAGCUUCUCUUUGUUUACCUCUCUUUAAAACUGUUAACUUCUCAGGCCGCCCUGAUGGGGUUAUGGAACUUGUCUCCACUUGUGACCAGGAUCUCGAAAAAGUCAAGCUAUCUACUCACUUAUCCUACUUCUUGAAGAAACUAGGAAUGUAUUCGUUAGGUGACAAUAUAUACCGCUUCAUAAGGACGAAUACCCGAAAACAUGCAAUGCUGGAAAUGGAUCACUUGUUGGAGGUGAUAUGUCAAACAUUCCGCUUACCUCUUGCUCAAUACUGGGUAAUUAAAGAUGCUAACUUAGGAGGCCUUGAAGUAAUGUAUCAAUCAAGUCACAGAGAUUUUGAAAAUAUAAUACCCUGGUGUCAGUUUAAAGAUGCUUGUUUGCGGAUGGGGUCACAUGUAGGUGAAGGUCCUGUUGGCAAGACGUAUCUAUCCCAAAAAUCCUUGUUCUGCAGGGAUAUAACGGAACUCACUAUUACUAAUCACCCCUUGGCACAUUAUGCACAGAACUGCGGGUCAAUUGCUUGUUUCACAAUAUGCUUGUGGAGCCUUUCACCACAAUACAGAGAAUGUGUACUCGAGUUCUUUCUGCCCUCACAAGAAAUGGAUAGUUAUUACCCUCAAACCUUGUUGAACUCUCUAUUGACAACAAUGAAGGAAAAUCUUCUAUUUGAUAUGGUUGCUUCAGAGGGACAGUUAGGGGAAGUGUUAUUAGUUGAGGUUAUCAACUCUUCCGGGUAUGAACCAGAGACUUUUAAAAUAGGUCAGCCUGUGUGUUCGCUUGCAGACCAUGAAGAUUAUGUAUUCCAACAAGGUACUGGCAGUUCACAAUUGUUGUUUGAAGAUGGUACGGUGCAAGAUGAGCAUGUUCGGGACAUAGAGAAGUCCAACGAUGUCACUGUUUCAUAUUUAGAUGCAGUGGUCGGAGAUAUGACAAUAGCCACACCUGAUAUAGUGGAAAUAGAUAAUUCUGCUCUGGAAAUCAUGCUGGAAGAUGCGAUAAAGCAGAAAGAGCACACUGUGGUUCCAGAGAGAGAUGACCUAGUGGAACAAUCACCUGAAGACAGUGGAUAUGCUAUGACCCCUGGAACUGAUCAGCCUUCGAGGCUGGAAGAUCUUCUUCAAAAACAAAACGAAGGGAUUAUGGUGGGCUUGGAAGAAGAUGAUACAACCGUCCAAUUCAAAGAGGAUACUUCCGAAAGAGAGAAGCAAUUGGGAAGUAAAGAUAUCACGUUUGAGGGAAUUAGUGAGCUUUUCGGAAGACCAUUAGAAGAUGCAGCAAAGAGCUUUGGUGUUAGUCGAUCGACACUCAAACGCAAGUGUAGAGGUCUUGGUAUUAAAGACUGGCGACGAGGCAAGCAAAGCAUAAAAGGAAACAUGUCAUCUGAUCUUAGGAGAAGAUUAAAUGACGAUGAACAAGCUGGAAAAAACUUUCAUUCGGGUUUGCCUUCCGGGGAAAAAGCACCUGCUGUUGAUCAUAUAAGCCAAACAUUGAAUGAGGUGACUGUAAGGGCAAUGUACAAUGGUGUGACUAUAAGGUUUGAUUUAUCUGAUUCAUCAGGGAUUGCAGAGCUAGAAAAUAAUGUGAUCGAGAGGCUGCACUUGGAGAGGGAGAGUUUCAGUAUCAAGUACCGAGAUGAUGAGGACAUUUGGAUAUUGAUUGCUUGUGACAAGGACGUGCGGAAAUGCAUCGAAAUCUCACGGUCAUUAAAGAGAACAUCAAUCACGCUGUUGGUUGAUCCUCCGAUCAAUCAUCGUAAACAAUAGAAGUACAUGGUUAAGGACGUCGGAAAUGUAAUGAAACCUCACGAUCAUUGCAUAUUUGUACGACGACUUGCUUGUCGACGGAUCCCACCAUUAUUCUCACUUUUGUUAUUUUUAAUUAAUUCACUCGCAUGUUUCUACAUUAUUUAUUCAGGGUCUCCGUGUCCAGCCCAUUUGAUAACUAAUGACCGGGACGGAGGAAGUAACUAAUUAAGACUUUGAUAUUUGUGGUU
Messenger RNA from Daucus carota subsp. sativus, 2431 nucleotides. RefSeq names its product protein NLP7. The record is from RefSeq and is a predicted model, not a curated record. The transcript has 5 exons. The coding region runs from base 66 to 2201 and encodes 711 amino acids. NCBI's taxonomy places the organism in Eukaryota, Viridiplantae, Streptophyta, Magnoliopsida, Apiales, Apiaceae. Gene Ontology annotation, molecular function: protein binding; DNA-binding transcription factor activity.